GGUAAGGUAACACUACUACUACUACUAAUAGGCUAGAGUAAUGCAGAAAAAUUAAAAGUGAAAUGAAAACAAAAAUAGUUUUAUAAAGUUUUUCGUGUAUAAAUCAUUAGUUUUGUGUCGCCUAAAGUACUUUUAAAAUGAGCGUCAGCGAGAAACAAAUUGGAGAGUACAUACAGUGUGAAAAAAUAGGAGAAGGGACUUAUGGGGUUGUUUACAAAGCCAAGGAUAAACAAGGAAGACAGUUUGCUGUAAAGAAAAUACGAAUAGAUAGUGAUGGAGAGGGAAUACCUUCAACAGCUAUAAGAGAGGUUUCAUUGUUGAAAGAGCUGCGCCACUCCAACAUUGUAGAACUGCACGACGUCAUCGCUCAAGAAAAGAAGCUGUUCCUUGUAUUUGAAUUCCUCUUCAUGGAUCUCAAGAGAUACUUAGAACAAGUUAUGUUUGAUUUAAGUCCUGCACUAAUCAAAAGUUACAUGUAUCAACUUUUAAGUGGGCUUCAUUUUUGUCACACCCGUCGAGUUGCUCAUAGAGAUCUUAAGCCGCAAAACCUACUGCUGGACUUAAAAGGCAAAAUCAAGCUGGCAGACUUUGGCCUGGCACGUGCAGUUGCUCUCCCCAUCAGAACGUACACUCAUGAAGUGAUCACUUUGUGGUACCGAGCCCCCGAGAUACUACUCGGCGCUAAACUCUACACCACGACAGUCGACAUUUGGAGUCUUGGGUGCAUUUUUGCUGAGAUGGCAUCAAGGAAGGCACUAUUCCCUGGGGACUCCGAGAUUGAUCAGCUGUUCAGGAUAUUCCGCACUCUUGGCACGCCAGAUGAGCAGAUAUGGCCGGGAGUGACCAAGCUGCCGGACUACAAGCCGGUGUUCCCGCGUUGGGAGCGUCAGGACUUCUCAGACAUUGCACCUGGCUUGGAGCCCGAGGCCCACGAUCUGUUUGAGAAAAUGGUCAUCUAUGAUCCACUAAAAAGGAUUUCUGCCAUGGAAGCUCUCCAGAUGCCAUACUUUAACGAGGUGGAAUUAGUAAAACCUAGUCUGGACUUUAAACCAAACACAAAAAAGAUUACUAUUGACUCAAGUUAAGAUGCUGGAAAUAUACCAAAGAAGAUUAGAUUAGUUUAAUUUGUAAUUGCACUCAGUUGUGUAACCAAUACUUAGGUAUUUUGGGAUUUUAAGACUGGGACAAUUACUAGGGACCAUACUACAAAAAAAUAUAUAUAAUUUACUUGUUAGGUUAAAAUGUUUUUUAGUCAAACUUUUAUUUCCAGUGAAGACAAUUAACACACAUUUAGUUUCUCAGUGGUUCAAUGUUAAUAAGAAUGUGAUUUUAUCUUUAUGUAGUAAUUAGUUUUGUUUUCUGACAUGACCAGUGCCAUUCAGGGUACAUUGUACCAUAGUUGUGUUAGUUAAGUUUAAUGUGGAGAUGUUUUGAUGUGUAUUGUGUAAACAAAUUUGUUAACUCUUGAGGAGUCUCUAAUACAUAUUUUUUAUAGUAA
This is a messenger RNA of Macrosteles quadrilineatus (aster leafhopper), 1498 nucleotides long. Its product is annotated as cyclin-dependent kinase 2-like. The record is from RefSeq and is a predicted model, not a curated record. The transcript has 7 exons. Lineage: Eukaryota; Metazoa; Arthropoda; Insecta; Hemiptera; Cicadellidae. Gene Ontology annotation, cellular component: cyclin-dependent protein kinase holoenzyme complex; nucleus; cytoplasm. Bases 138 to 1085 code for a protein of 315 amino acids. Gene Ontology annotation, molecular function: cyclin-dependent protein serine/threonine kinase activity; ATP binding; cyclin binding. Gene Ontology annotation, biological process: protein phosphorylation; G1/S transition of mitotic cell cycle; regulation of gene expression.